Aphanomyces invadans is the source of this 765-nucleotide messenger RNA. RefSeq lists its product as hypothetical. Gene Ontology annotation, cellular component: cytoplasm. Bases 85 to 624 code for a protein of 179 amino acids. Gene Ontology annotation, molecular function: dynein intermediate chain binding; protein-folding chaperone binding. The record is from RefSeq and is a predicted model, not a curated record. Gene Ontology annotation, biological process: axonemal dynein complex assembly. Lineage: Eukaryota; Oomycota; Saprolegniomycetes; Saprolegniales; Verrucalvaceae. The transcript is spliced from 5 exons.
UUGGCGAUUUCCUGAAGAUUCCACAAACUACGCGGUCACCUUGAAAAGUCGUCGAAGUUCUCCAUUCUGGGCGAUUGCGGCGCGAUGAGCUCCUUCCACGACCUGUUGGCGCUGAGCGACCUGCUCCAGCCUGCCGAGGAAGACGACCGUCACGAGGGAGCCGUGUCGAACGGACCUGUGCCGCACGCACACGUCGCAUUGCCAAAAGAAGCAAUGAAUCGGCAGAUUGGACAGAUCGUCACUGCCGAUCCCAAGGCGAUCUGGACCGACGAUGAAGUUGGCAGCGACGGAGACGACGACGAAUUCGACACGCGGCGGCGCCCCAAGCACGAAGUGUUGUUCAAGCAGGAAGUCAUGACGGAGGACGUGUUUCUCGGUCUUGGAGACAAGGAUCCGUCCGUGGCCAGUUGCGACGCCAUGACGAUCAAGAUAUCUUUCCCAGGUCACCGUCUCGAUGAAAUUGCACUCGACCUUACCAAGCACAAGCUUAUCGCUCAAUCGCACGCUCUGAAACUCUCGCUCUACCUCCCCAAUCCCGUCCGGCACAAACAGGGCAAAGCCACGUGGGACGCCACAACCGACACGCUCGCCGUCACCGUCCCCAUCAUCAAGGACGAGUGGUAGGCGCGCCAUGCGACGAACAAGCGGGUGAAUGUUCUUUUUCAAUGGAAUUCAAAACAAUCAACUUGAGCGUCAAAGGUGCAUCCGGAUAAAAGGUGGUGGGUACCUUAUGUAAGUGCAUUAUUAUUCCUCUGCGCUGUGUCC